CGAAAUUACUGUAUUUGAAUUACGCCUAUCGCCAUGUAAUAGGUGAUAGUUGGAAUUUGCAGCUUAUAUCCUAAAGUUUAUUUAGAACAGUGGUUUUCAAGUUGUUCGUAUAUUUCUUAACAUUAUAAGUAACUGAACAAAAUUGAGAGAAACCAUUGGUUCCUCUAAAACUGUUACCCAUACAAAAAUAAAUAAGUCUAAGUCUGAAAAAAUUGAAUAAAACAUCAUAAACUUCAAAUUAUCAACAACCGCGCACACACACACACGUCGGAGAAAAAAGCUGCUAAGAGAAAAAGUCUUUCAGCCUAAAAGAGAAAAAAGUAUUGUACCACACUAUAAGUAGCGUGUCAAGAUAAGAACGAAAUGAAACAGGAGACAAAAAGCUACCGCGUUCUCUACGAAUAUAGACUUUCGUGGAUACUGGAUAGAUUGUCAAUGAAAAUGAAAUUUUGCAGUUUCAUUCAUGUGGCCGUUUUUUCGUUGGCAAUAAACCUAUGCCAGGGUCAUGGAACGUGUUCGACAAAAAGAGAGUUCGAAUAUUGCGAUGAAGUGUACGAUGGAAAAUGUUACGUGUUGAUCACAAACGAUAACCGACUAAAUGUAUUCGAAGCCAGAGCGAGCUGUCAUGCAAUCGGAGCGAAUGCUGCAAAUAUAUACAGCAAAGAGCACUUUAAUAGAAUGGUUGCCUUAAUCCGAACACGCAUCGUCAUCGGGCUAAAUUAUCAUCACAUAUGGACGGGAAUGGAAUUGAAUACGAGUACAAAAGGAAUGUAUUUAUCCAAUGGAAACCCAGCUGACUACACACGUUGGUUUCCAGGUAGACCAUUCAAUCCUGCAAGAUCUUACGUCGGCAUUCACGUUCAAUCGGAUCCAAGUCAUGCAAGUCAUGGGAUGUUUGACGAAAAUGCUACCUACAAACUGCUUGGGGUUUUGUGUGAAAUAUAAUUAAAUUCACACCCCAAUAUUGCUUCCUCAUUCCAAUUCCCUUUGAACUUUGUACAUGUUUUGUAUAUACAUAGGUGACUGAACAGCCAACUGCUUUACUUUUUGCAAACAUUACGAUUGAAUUGUUUUUUUUUUUACAAAUUAUCCCCUGAAAUCGCCUACACAAAUAAGUAAAACCAUUUACAUUCGAAGAAUGAAUGAUCCAAAUGAUAGAAAUGUGUUAUGAAUUAAAUGGGAGCGGAUUUUUGUUAUAUGUAAUAAAAACAAAAACAGUAAUGAUA
Styela clava is the source of this 1226-nucleotide messenger RNA. RefSeq lists its product as uncharacterized. Lineage: Eukaryota; Metazoa; Chordata; Ascidiacea; Stolidobranchia; Styelidae. The record is from RefSeq and is a predicted model, not a curated record.